UAAACAGUUCAUCAAACAACUCUCACUGAAAACAGAGUCGAGUUAAAAGAGGACUUUAAACCAAAAAAAGAAAGAUGGUUUUCAAGCUGUAUGGGUCUCCGAUGUCCACGUGCACCGCACGUGUGAAGGCGGUGCUGGAGGAGCUCAACCUUAAGUACGAGCUCAUCCCGAUCAACUUCGGCACCGGUGAGCAUAAGCAACCGCCUCACAUCCACCGCAACCCGUUCGGGCAAGUGCCGGCUUUGGAGGACGGUGAUCUCACGCUCUUCGAAUCAAGGGCAAUCACAAGGUACUUAGCAAACAACUACCAUAGCAGUGGAGCACCAGAUCUACUGAAGAAGAAUGACCGCAAGGCUGGAGGAGUAGUUAAUGUAUGGAUUGAGGUGGAGAGCCAGCAGUUCAACCCAGCCAUCUCCCCAAUCUUUUACCAGAUCUUUGUGGCACCACGCUUCGGCGCUGCCCCGGACCAGAACAUCAUAAAAGACAACGUAGAUAAACUGGCCAAAAUUCUUGAUGUUUAUGAGGCUAGACUUUCAAAGUGCAAGUACCUUGCUGGUGAUUUCUUCAGCCUUGCAGACCUGCAUCACAUUCCAUACACUUACUAUCUCAUGGCCACUCCUCAUGCAUCACUCAUCAAUUCUCGCCCUCAUGUUAAGGCCUGGUGGGAGGAUAUUUCCUCCAGAACUGAUUGCAAGAAGGUCACUGAUGACAUGCAGGCAGCUGCUGCCUCUGCUUCUAAAUGAGCCUUCAGAUCAUGCUUCUUGUUUGUUGCCUCCUUCCUUAAAUGAAAUGUGACUAAUAAAGAGCUUGUCCUUCUUAGACUUAGUUCUCCCUGGGAGUUGUUAUUGUUGUUGUUGUUGUUUUAAUCCAUAUGUAUCUUUGGAUGUCAUGUCUGUCUGGUGUUAUCUUUAUUUGAUUAUGUAAUAAAAAGAGUGGCUUCUUGUUUUUACCUAA
Molecule: messenger RNA, 954 nt
Organism: Dioscorea cayenensis subsp. rotundata (Guinea yam)
Lineage: Eukaryota; Viridiplantae; Streptophyta; Magnoliopsida; Dioscoreales; Dioscoreaceae
Product: glutathione S-transferase 1-like
Exons: 3
Coding region: 75-743 (222 amino acids)
Cellular component (GO): cytoplasm
Molecular function (GO): glutathione transferase activity; glutathione binding
Source: RefSeq, a predicted model, not a curated record